Molecule: messenger RNA, 3903 nt
Organism: Carcharodon carcharias (great white shark)
Lineage: Eukaryota; Metazoa; Chordata; Chondrichthyes; Lamniformes; Lamnidae
Gene: znf804a
Product: zinc finger protein 804A
Exons: 4
Coding region: 1-3903 (1300 amino acids)
Cellular component (GO): nucleus
Source: RefSeq, a predicted model, not a curated record
AUGGCGUGUUACUAUAUUGUCAUCAGCUCCACACACCUUAGCAAUGGCCAUUUCAGAAACAUCAAGGGAGUUUUUCGGGGCCCACUCUGCAAGAAUGGAAACAAGACUCUGGACUAUGCUGAAAAGGAAAAAGCAAUAGCAAAAGCCUUGGAGGAUCUGAAAGCCAACUUCUACUGUGAAUUGUGUGACAAACAGUAUUACAAACAUCAAGAGUUUGAUAAUCAUAUAAACUCCUAUGAUCAUGCUCACAAGCAGAGACUGAAAGAACUGAAGCAGAGAGAGUUUGCCCGGAAUGUAGCUUCCAAGUCAAGAAAAGAUGAAAAGAAACAGGAAAAAGCUCUCAAACGUUUACAUGAGCUAGCUGAACUCAGAAAGCAAGUUGUGUGUGCCCCAGGGAGUGGUCCAAUGUUCAAGUCCACAACUGUUGCUGUGAAAAAUGCCUCGGGGAAAAAUCAGCAGCAUGCCAACCUGGAUGCUGGAAGAGCAGACAGUAAAUCAGCAGAUCCUGAAACUGGCAUGGCAGGCAGCACGGAAGAAAUCAGUAGAGGAAAGAACAAACUGUCUGUAAGCAAUACAACUGACAUCUGGAGAGCUGAACAUUGCAUGUUGGGAAAACAAACCUGUGGACAAAAAGUAGGAUUCUCCUUUUCCUUUCCCAAGAAAGCUCCUGUCAAACUGGAAUCAUCUGCAGCAGUUUUCUGUGACAACAGUGAAGAAGGAUCAAGCAAAACGAAUACAAACCACAAACGCAAAAUCAACUGUAAUACUUACAGUACUCAGACAAGUUCUAGCCCAGAGACAGUUGCUGAUUUGGAUGUGAAGCCAGAAAGCAGUAAAUACCAGCAGGAAAACAAUUUUUGCACUAAUUCAAUGUCCUUGCUUAAAGAAGGGUCACAGGAUUUGAUAAUGAAGGAACACAAUAGUGCAGCAGAAAGCAGUUUUUCUUCCUGCAUACCUCAAGCUCAAUGCAAGAAUAAGCCAAAACAUCCCUUCUUCGAGUCCGUGCCAUUAACAAAACAAGAUGCACUCUACAAGGAUGUAACCAAGGAAGAAAAAGCCUCUGAAAAUGAUAGGUCAGGGUGUUUUGAUCCAACUGAGGAAAAAAAUGGAGUUAAAAUGAUAUUAAGUAAUGAAGUGUUAAAUUCACUGGUGGAAGUUGAAACAUCUACAACAGCUAACGAGUUAACACAAAAGGGUGAUGCCACCGAGGCGUUCCUUGAUGGUUUAUCUAAAAAUUGUUGUUCUCUACAUGUAGAGACAGAAAGUACAGCUGUACAAGAUAAUCCUUGCAUAUGCAGAAGACCAAAUAAUCCUUUUUUUCCUGUAGUCAGCAAGGAUGAGUCAACUGUCCUUCAGUGGCCUUCAGAAAUGUUAAACUUUACUAACACUGAGCCUUCCAUAACUUUUUGUUGCAACCCUCUAUAUUUUGACUUUAGGACAUCCCGAGCUAAAAGCUGUGUGGAGGAAAUUAAAUCCAAAGCAAAUGAAUUAAAGGCAUCACAAAUCUCAUUGAAAGAACUCAGCAGACCUGCCAAAAGGAAUUUUUUAAGUAGCUUUUCUGAAAUGAAACCAGAUGACUCGAGCCUCUAUGUACAAGGUGCUAUGAGUAGAGAUGAGAUGUAUACUACUCUUCAAAAAAGUGACUUUGAGAAGACACAGAACAUUUGUGGUGAACAAAUGGUUGGAUUAAAGCCUCACUGCAAUGGGACCGGCCAAGAAGAAUCCAUUAAAGAAACUGAAUCUUAUUACAAGCCCAAAAAAUGGAAAAAGCACAAAAAGUCUUACAGGCAUUUAAAGCAUAAGCAGAAGAAGAAAAAGACUGAAAAAAAACGUCAUACAAACUGGAAAGGAGAGAAAGAGCACGGUUGUAUAUAUAAAAAAAUGAAGAGGCGAAAGCUGUCAGUGGAGUGGAAAAAUCGAGAGAAAAUGGAGGUAGAUGAAGGGUCUAGCAUUUCAGGCACAAAUGAAUUGUCUGACGAAGAAAACACCACAGAUACAGUAGAAUGCAGACAUGGACAAGAAAAGAUGCAAAAAGAAUAUUCAGAAGAAGGCCCUGAACAAUUUGAAGUUAAGUGUGAUCAAAAUAAUGCAGCCUCAGAAAAACUGGCUCAAGCUCAGAAAAAAAUUGAUUGCAACAAUAGAAAAAGAGAGACCUUGCAAAGUAACCAGAAUGACAGAGUGUGUAAUACAAAUAAUGAAACAAGAGAGAAAAGAGAGAGUAGUGAGGACAAUGGGGAACAUGAUGAUUUUCUUACAGGCAGACAGAGAAAUGGCUGCAGACGGCACAAGCAUUGUUCAAUGUCCAGGGAUUCUUCAACUGACUGCCACUCAUCAUGUAACAUAUGUUCUUUUAAAAAUAAGCUAAGAAGCAGAAGCAAUGGCUACAAUUCUUUUUCAGACAUGGAGUAUUCUGAUCAACAAAGUGAUGAAAGACAUUCAGUGAAGAGAAGGUAUGAAUCUCUGAAUUGCAAGCCUGUCAUUAUCCAUCACAAACGCGGUAGGCAUAGACAUUCUUCAUCCCCAAAUGGAGAUCAUAAACAAAGCCCGAAUUCAUCAUAUAAUAGUUGGAAUGAAGUGGGUAGUUCCAACUCAGAUUAUAGACACAAUCAUAGUGAAGAAUCUCGCCGACAAAAACAACUAUGUCAAGCUGGGCCUAACUUAAAGAGCAAAAUAUCUAAAAGGGAAAAGAGUAAGUGUUUUUCAGCAGAUGAGUUGCAGCCUUGCUACCCUUCAUGUCAAGAGAAUCUCUGUGAAAAUUCUGCACCAAAUGCUCCAAGGCAAGAUAAGAAUGUGAUAAACAUCUCUCAUACUACUGUAGAGCAGGCAGAGGAAGGUUGCAGUUCAGUAUUCAAGCUGUCAGCAGGAACAUUUGCAGAUGAUUACCAUUCAAAGAUAAGCAACCAUUUUCUGGACACAGAAGUGUCUAAAAUGACACAUGAUGGACAAGAAUUUGAUGAGCAUACAAAAAAUAGGUUUUCAGAAAUGUGGAUUAAUCACAAAGACCCUUCAGAGAAUAUUUUGUUUCCUGGGCUCUCAUUUGUUCUAAAUGAUGACACUGUGUUGCCACAGAGUGAAAAGGUGCCAACUAUGAAGACUCUAUCACAAAGAGAUGUAAUACAUCAGAAACAGACAGAUUCAUAUGGUGAUAACAUCAAAGAUAUCAAGCCAUCCCUAAAUGAAGUGUUUCUCUGUCAUUAUGAAACUGCACCUGAGACACAUGCAGAUAGAACAUCAUGGCUUCAAGAUAAUUCAAAUAUUCCACACUGCAAUACUCAGCAAACUCUGCAAAAUGAAGCAACCACAAUUAUUGACAAUCAAACUCAAAGUACUGAGGAAAUGUACAAAACUUUCUCUCCACUCUCUCAAACAAUAUCAUUCACGCCAGAGGAAAUUGAGAAAUACAGGCAACUUCAGAUCCAAGCUCAACAGCACAUAGAACAACAGAAGCUGGUCAGCAAAGUGAAGACACCUUCAACUGCUGUAGCAGCUCCCAUGCAACAGCCUCGUCAGCAAUCGGUGACGACUGCAUCAAUUACAACAAUUCAUCACACUGUGCUCCAACAUCACGCUGCCACUGCAGCUGCGGUGACUGCAGGAGCAUUCAUGCAACCUCACUCGCAGCCUGUUCCACACGCCCAUCCUCCCCCACCAAUCUUAACUCACCUUUCAUUAACCCCCGGCCUUUAUCAAGGAGGGCACCCAACUUUUCUAGCAGCUCCACAACUCCACAUUAUUCCUGCCUGUGCUCUUCACCCAAGCCAUUUUGCUGUCCAUCCAUUGCCAGCUGCUACAUUGUUCCCCCCAUUACUCACUUUACAUACACCUCCUCUUCCACUCCACCAUUUACUUCAUUCUAAUUUCACUACCCAAGAUUUCCUGCACCUAACAGGUCACAACACGUAA